UUAAUAUCUUUUACUUUCGAAGCAAAAUCAUAAAAUAGCCGCAUAAUUAUUACUGACACAUUUUGUAUGAAUUACUCCUCAAAUAAAAAAGGAUCUUCUUUAAAUUUAAGUCCUUCCUAAGAUUAGCAUGUUUAUUCAUCAGAUGAAUUUAGUUCCCCACAAGGUUUAUAAAAUAUAGAAAAUAAUGCAUAAUAUAAAUAAAAUGACUCAUUUGAUUCCCCUAUUCCAAUUAAAAAGCCUACAAACUAGAAAAAAACAGUCAGUUAUAACCAAAUAGAAAGCUUAAAUGAUAGGGAAUCACUGCCUUAAUAAAAAUAAUAAAAUAGUUCAAUUAGAAAUAAAUCUGCCCAAAAUACGCAAGCUGAAAAAUAAGAAUUAUAUAAUAUGAGCUUUAGAAACACUAACUCAUAGGCUUAGUAAGUGAAGAAAACUUAUACACUAGAAGAGGUUUAAUAAUUAUUAGCCCAAGAAGCAGAAAAGUAUGAUGAGCAGCAAAACCGUUUAGUAGGAUAAUUAUAUAGCUUGAAUGAAUAAAAUAAAGCACUCGCAAGGGAAUUAUAAAAUUCUAAAAACAUGUAAGAAAAUCUGUUGAAUUAAUUAGAAUAAAUUCGUGAAGUAAGAAAUAACUCUAAUCUAACUCAUAAUAGAAGUGCAUCUUAAGAUGAAUUUUUAAAGAGAGAGUAAGAAUUUAGAGAAGCAGUAAAACAUCAAGAUGACUCUAUAAGAUUAGAUAAAUGGAUAGAUGCUCUUAAAAAAGUUGAGAAAAUGAGGAAAGAUUUAAAGGAAAAGAUUAGAAAAAUGUGCAACACUAACAAUUAAUCAGUUUUGAGACUUAAUGCAAGAGAUUUAACCUAUGAAAGUAAAGGUAGUUAUUCCCCUCAAAAGUAUCAAAUUGUCUAUCCUGUUUAAAUUAAAUAAUAAUAAAAAUAUACCAAGAGCACUGCUUUCGGAAAAAAUUAUGAUGGGUACCUUAAAAGCAAGCAUUAAAAAAUAGACCAAAAAGGGUAGAUAAAUAACUCUUUAUUGCUGUAAAAAGGUUAACCAACUUAAACAUAUUUGAGAAGCGUUAUUUGA
Messenger RNA from Tetrahymena thermophila SB210, 1074 nucleotides. RefSeq lists its product as hypothetical. The transcript is spliced from 10 exons. Lineage: Eukaryota; Ciliophora; Oligohymenophorea; Hymenostomatida; Tetrahymenidae. The record is from RefSeq and is a predicted model, not a curated record.